AUGGAUGUUGCAAAACUAAUUAUUGUGUUUGCUUCUUGUUUGUUAAUGUUUACAAGUUGCUGCCAUAGUUCUUCUCAUUUCAACAAACAAUCAACGUCUCUCUUCAUUUUCGGCGAUUCCCUUUUCGACCCUGGAAACAACAACUACAUCAACACUACGAUCAGCCUCCAAGCGAACUUUACUCCCUAUGGCAUAUCCUACUUCCAUCCUCCAAGUGGCCGAUUUUCCAAUGGCCGUGUCAUUCCUGAUUUCAUCGCUGAAUUUGCCAGCCUACCACUCAUUCCAGCGUAUUUCAAUCCCCAAAAUAGAGAAUAUUCAUAUGGAGCAAACUUUGCCUCGGGAGGAUCUGGUGCAUUAGUUGAAACCGUACCUGGAUUAGUAAUGGAUCUAAAAUCACAGCUACGCUGUUUUGGUGAUCUACGAAAACAACUUAGAAAGCGUUUAGGCGAUGAGAAAACCGAGCAUAUGCUUGCAGAUGCUGUUUAUUUAUUAAGUAGCGGGAACAAUGACUAUUUGAGCCUCGUCAGUAACAACAACAGCAUUUAUCAUAAUUAUACAAAUGAACAGUACGUCAAAAUGGUGGUCGGAAACAUGACUCGUGUGAUCAAGGGAAUUCAUAAAAGAGGAGGAAGAAAAUUCGGAAUACUUACCACAAUGCCAUUAGCAUGUUGUCCAGGCAUUCGGGCAUUUCAAGUGGGCAAUACUAAUUGCAACCAACAACUUGGAAUUUUAACAAGUCUACACAAUCAAAUUCUUUCCAAGAAACUCAAAAAGCUGGAGAAGAAGUUAGAUGGAUUCAAGUAUGCAAAUUUUGAUAUUUCAACUGCGGUUAGCAAUAGGAUGAAGAACCCAUCUAAAUACGGUUUCAAAGUAAGCGAUAGUGCAUGUUGUGGUAGUGGUCCUUUUAGAGGAAUAAAUAGUUGUGGUGGAAAAAGAGGGAUAAAGGAGUUUGAAUUGUGUGAUAACAUUAACGACUAUGUUUUCUUCGAUGCUCUUCAUCCCACUGAAGUAGCGAACCGCCAAUAUGCAAAGCUGUUUUGGAAUGGAGAUUCCAAUGUCACGACUCCGUAUAAUUUGAAGACAUUGUUUCAAGGGGAACAACUAUGAGAGUCAAGGUGGAUUUUGUUUGACAUAAUAAUUAUUGUGUUGUUAUGUUAUAGACUUAUAGG
This is a messenger RNA of Erigeron canadensis, 1169 nucleotides long. RefSeq names its product GDSL lipase-like. Gene Ontology annotation, molecular function: hydrolase activity, acting on ester bonds. The record is from RefSeq and is a predicted model, not a curated record. Bases 1 to 1107 code for a protein of 368 amino acids. The transcript is spliced from 6 exons. NCBI's taxonomy places the organism in Eukaryota, Viridiplantae, Streptophyta, Magnoliopsida, Asterales, Asteraceae.